This is a messenger RNA of Paramacrobiotus metropolitanus, 1887 nucleotides long. RefSeq lists its product as uncharacterized. The transcript has 12 exons. Lineage: Eukaryota; Metazoa; Tardigrada; Eutardigrada; Parachela; Macrobiotidae. Bases 151 to 1578 code for a protein of 475 amino acids. The record is from RefSeq and is a predicted model, not a curated record.
ACUACGGCCUGCAGAAUUUUUCCCCAGACUGGCGAAGCAGUCAUUUCUCGAAUUCUUCAGUUUUUCGUUUUUAAGACCGGUGACCUUCUGCGCUACAUUUUAUCAUUUUCCCGGCUUUCCCGCACCUGGUUCACAUUAAAUUUAUUAUUUAUGGCUACCAAAACUGGACAGGAGGCUUAUAAACUGUUAGAAUUUCAGCCACAAACGGUUUUUCUGCCGAAUUCGAACGAUCCAGCGCGUCGUGUGGAGUCUGUUGAUCGACGUGAGGUGCACGUGAACCCGGAAAUGCCGCGCGCCGUGUAUAACCGCCCGGAGCACACCAAUGGAUUCCGUGAGCCGGAGUACGCCCAUGUUCCGCCGCGCGACCACUGGGAACAUGCUCGACAUGGACCGGCGUAUCAUGAGAACCGCGGAUACGACCAGCCGCUGCCGGGGAAAAGCGCCACGAAUCCGGUGUACGUGCUGGUGCCGACCAAUCCGGGAACUGCGCAGAUGCUGGAGGACAGUGUCUACGCCCGCUGCGAGCCGUCCAAAGUGAUGCUGGACAGUACACCCAGCCUGCACCGCAAGCGAAUUAUCGAACGGGAGCGCUACAUCGAUCGGGAUGCGAAGGGAUGCUGCACCUGCUGGUGCUGGACGAUUGCCUUUGUGGUGAUUUUGGCUAUACUGGCCGUGGGAGCGGCGGUCACUGCGAUCGUUGUCAUCAAGCUGAAUGUGAAUGGUGCAGCUUCAGGAAGUCGUCAAAGUGUGGCCGUUGCAGGGACUCAUCGUCCAGAUCAGGAUAACCGAAUCAGUUUCGACGUGGCUGAUACGGGUGACCGAAGGUCAUUGAUCAUUGCCAAUACAUCAGGUGAUCCUGAUAGUUCACUUUCGGAUCCGUUGUUCUUCCCAAACGGCACCGAUACGCUUGUGACAAACAUCUCGGAUGUGAUUUCAGUGCCCUCAAUUGCCAAAUGGGAACAUCUGACAACGCUGCAGAAGUUAUUGAUCGUACUUAUCCGGCUGUAUAAUCCGCAGGCGACAAAUAUAACGGAUUUGUCGUAUAAAAAAACGGGAACUGAGGAAAUCGUUACUAUUACUUUUAAUUUCACUUUUCCCAACCAGGCUCCGGCUGCCGCAUUUGACAUCCUUCCGUCGGAUGAGCAACAUGUGAACGUAACCGACGAUCGGCAUUUCCAUGCGCCCGAUGGUCACCUUUCAAACGGGACUGCCCUCGACAUUAGUCAAAACACAACUAGUCCGAACACAACAGCGGUGGAAUUUGAUGUGUUAUAUCGAAAUGCCGAUGGAUCAGAGAGUAAUGUUAAACUGAUGGCGCUGGUGGAUCCGAACACUACGACCGCUGUCACUGAACCGGCCGUUGGAUUCACCGCUGCAGUACUUCAUCCGGUCGACACACCUUCGCAUGUUUUCCAUCACCCGAUCGAUCCCGGCAUGGCUACAACCGUACUUCCCUUGGACCGUCUGGCUUUUGUGCAGUCCCAGCAUCAGGCUGAAACUGCAUUCAAUAAUGCCAAAAAUGCGAAGGAACUGGCCAAUGAAUUGGUGCACAAUGCCACUGAAUUACUUCAUACUUGAGGAAGGGUCAUUGUGGUCGGUGGAUUUUUUAUGGGCGUCCAUUAGCGAACUGCGGAUAGUUUUUAAUUCGUAGGCCAUGUUGGCUGGUUUUCGGUUUGGCUGGUUUUCGGUUGUCUGGUGGUUUUACACGUUUUGUAGUUUUCCAAUGGUUAGCGAUACUUCGGAAGAAUUGUUUACGAAGUGCUUGAUGUCUCGGUGAUUUCCUUUUUUAGAGUUUUAUCAGACGAUGUCCGUUUUUAUGUCCAUGAGAGCGAAUCGUUUAAUCUGCCGUGAUUUUAUGAACUUUGUGAUUAAAGCGUAUUAUCACAA